AUGGCGGACUCCAAGGACGCAACCGCGCCGACCGGUGGACCUCCGAAUCCGAACCCGCCCCUCCGGACCCGGUUCAAGCCCUUGGAUAUCCCUAUCCUCAAGCAUCUCCGAUCGCAACGCGUCAUCCUAGCUUCUGCGUCGCCUCGGAGAAAAGCACUACUUGCUCAGAACGUCGACAAGAAAACCCACAGCCCCGCCGAGUACGUCGCCGCCACCGCCGUGCAAAAGUGCCUCGACGUCUACGAGGCCGCCGUCAACGCCCAGUCCACCGCCACCGCCACCGCCGACACCCGGCCCUCGGACCCAGCCCUCGUCAUCUCCGCCGAUACCGUCGUCGUCUCCCGCGACGGCCGCAUCCUCGAGAAGCCCCGAGACCGCGCCGAUCACAUUCGCAUGUUACGCCACUUGCGCGACACCCGCGUCCACAGCGUCCUCACCAGCGUCUGCGUCCUAGCUCCCCGCGAGGACGCCCAGCACCCGGGCUACGUCCUCGAGACCCAUACCGAGGAAACCAAGGCCUAUGUUUCCACCGGCGAGGGCAUAGACAAGGCUGGCGGAUACGCCGUCCAGGGCAUCGGCGGCAUGUUGCUGGUAGAGAGGGUUGAUGGAAGCGUGGAUAACGUGGUCGGUUUACCAGUCAGGCAGACUUUGGCGCUCGCCGAGAGAGUGGUCUUUCGACAAGAUGACGAUGGAGGUGAUGAUGACGAGUAG
Messenger RNA from Parascedosporium putredinis, 711 nucleotides. The record is from the annotation of a GenBank genome assembly. NCBI's taxonomy places the organism in Eukaryota, Fungi, Ascomycota, Sordariomycetes, Microascales, Microascaceae.